Molecule: messenger RNA, 3088 nt
Organism: Anopheles bellator
Lineage: Eukaryota; Metazoa; Arthropoda; Insecta; Diptera; Culicidae
Product: monocarboxylate transporter 2-like
Exons: 7
Coding region: 1-2637 (878 amino acids)
Biological process (GO): transmembrane transport
Molecular function (GO): monocarboxylic acid transmembrane transporter activity
Source: RefSeq, a predicted model, not a curated record
AUGCGGAUCCUGUUCUCGAAUGAGUCGGUCUAUGGGAACUACGAGGACUCCGGGGUGGCGACCAGUGCCGAUGCCCAUUCGCUCGUGUUCGACGAACCGAUCACACCGCCACCGGCGGUUAGCGAAAGGGUGAUUGCUGCUGCUGCUGUUGCUGCUGCUGGUGUGGUCACUCCCGGCGAGGCCCUGACCGAACUGGAGGCACUGGCGAAAGCACUGACAGCUCAGGAAACCGCAGCUCACCAGCGCCCCAGCGUCGCCGGCCGUGACGUCGAUGAGGACGUCCGGCCCAAGCGUAACGGUGGUGGCCUGGAACUGGUCACCGAUGAGGACGAAGCAGAAGAGCGCCUCGAGGUCGGCGGGGCGGACCAGGACCACACGCAGCAGCAGCAGCAACGGGCGUCCAGCCGAAUGUCCAACACCAGCAUCGGCACCAUCAAGCAGCACUACUACCCGGAGGGCGGCUGGGGCUGGAUCAUUGUGGCCGUCGGGGUGGCGGUUUGCGUCCUGACACACGGCCUACAGACGGCCGUCGGGGUACUAAUACUGGUCGCCGGUCGAGUCUAUCGGGUCGACUCCAUCGCACUCACAGGAUGGCUGGGAGCGCUCUCGACGGCGGUUGCCCUCUUCAUUUCACCCAUCACGAUUGCAGUCUGCAAGCGGAAGUCAACGCGCCUGACGGCCGUCAUCGGUGGUCUGGUGACGGCCCUCGGGUGCCUCUUUACCUCGUUCGCCUCGCAGUUCCAUCAGCUGUUCUUCAGUUACGGUACGGUCGUUGGCAUCGGCGUCGGGAUGACACGCGACUGCUCCACGCUGAUGGUGGCCCAGUACUUCAAGAAGCGGCGCGAGCUGGUCGAGAUCUUCAUCGUGGCCGGCAGCGGGCUAGGCAUCGCCGUGAUGUCCGCGUUCAUUCAGUCGGCGAUCGACACGAUCGGGUGGCGGCUGGGCUUGCAGGCCGUCACCGGCACCGUCUUCAUCACGUUCAUCCUCGGUACGUGCUACCGGUCGGCCUCGCUGUACCAUCCGCAGCGCCGGGCGAUCCUGCACCUCAAGAACCAGAAGCGCAAGAUCAAGGACAAGAACAAGCACGACGACCGGCCCCCGUUCUUCGACUUUAGCACGCUGCGAAGCAAAACCGUACGCAUCCUGCUGGCAUCCACCGGGAUCGGAGCGUUCGGUAUCAACACGCCGAUCUUCUACCUGGCGCACGAGAUCCAGAAGGACGGCAUCGGCGACAAGGUGAUGAUCCUGCAAAUCUACCUCGGCCUCGCCUGGACGCUCGGGUGCUCCGCGUUCGGCGUGCUGGUGGUGCGGAACAGCGUCGAGUGCCGGAUCGCCCGGCAGUACCUCUGCCAGACGGCCAUCUUCAUGUGCGGCGUGUGUAUCCUGGCGCUGACGGCCGUUCAGGGCAACUACCACGGCUACGUGCUGUUCGUCUGGAUCUACGGCAUCUUCUGCGGGGGCUACCACUACUCGCUCAAGAUGUACACCUACGAGAAGGUACGGGCCCGCAACUUCGCCCGCGCCUGGGGCUUCGUCCAGUUCUCGCAGGCCAUCCCGAUCGCGCUCGGUGUGCCCCUGUCCGGCUACAUGAACGAGACCGGCUCCGGAGCGGCCGGUUACUACUUCAGCUCGGGCUGCGCCAUCGUCGGCAGUGUGAUGAUGUUCCUGAUCGACCUGCACAGGCGCUCGGUGUCUCGCCACAAACACACUAGGGCGAACGGAACGCGCCACCUGUGCGUGUCGGAGAGCUGCCCGCAGCGCCGGAAGCUAUCGUUCUCGCAGGAGCCGGACAACGAGCCGGGCAUCAUUACCGGCAACACGGCCAUGAUGAUCGGGCCCGAGUUGCUGAUACCGCCGCUCAGCGAUGGUAUCGUCGAGCCGAUCAAUGGGCUCGACAAGCCGGAGCUGACCUGCAUCUCCGAGGAGGGCAUCGCCGACAUGGACCUCCCGGACAAUCUGCUCGACGAUCUCGACUACGUGGGCGACUGCAUUACCUCCUGCAACAAGGUGGAAAACUAUCUCAUGCUCAGCGAGUUCGAGAACAACCUCAGCGCGGAAGUUCCUAUCCUGCUCGAUAAGCGCGGCCGCCGGCUGUCGCUCUCCAAGACGAAGGCCCUCCUGGCGGGUCACCUGGCUGGCGGUGGAGCGGGUGGGGCGGACUCACCGGCCACCGCCGCUGGUCUGCUGACGCUCACGCCGGAUGUGGCUCCGUACGCGCAUCACCCCGACUGUGCCGCCGAGUGUGUCCUAGUGGUGACGCCCUCCCCCACGGGUUCACGGGACCCACCGCUCUCGGAGGCAGGACUUUGCGAGCCCGGCACAUGGUGCGACAAGUCUGGCCUGUACCACCACCACAAUCACCACUUCCAGCAGCAGCAGCAGCAGUACGUCACGAUGGCCAACGGCGACGGCGAGAUGGCAAGCGCCACCAGUGCCCCCAACAAACAGGGCACCGUUGGUAAUGGUGCGGGGCUGAACGUGGAUGGGAAGCCCUGGGGAGGGAAGUCGUUGAUGGGGGGCGGCUGUCUCAUCCCGGCACAGCAGCACUGCAGACUGAACAGCAAGUGGCGCCCGAGCCAGCAGGUCGGUUUCCUCAACAGUCGCGUUAUAUCUGUGAUCGAUGAAGCCUCAGUUUAGACAAAAAUGCCAGCAAGCAACCGCGAAAGAGAGCGAGAAAACAGGACCUCAGAAACCCUCGUCAGCGCCGCCACCGCAUCAUCUACAACCGACCCCCCCCCCCCACAAAACCCGUAAGCUUUCGCCAUGUUUGGUCUAGCCGUAGCCGUGCGUAGCGGGUGUAAAGGCCAAGCCAUAGGCGGCUGUAGGACGAUGCGUAGGACCCGAAGCAAUGGCAGAGCCACCAAGUUGUGUGUGUGUGUGUAUACUAUAGCUUUUAAAUCAGCGGCAGGUGCGCCGGAGUCUGAUGAUUAGGGAGCGCUUCGUGCAGAGUCUGCAAAGUUGGGCAGAACUUCUUUAUUUAUACCAUACACAUAUAAUACUCAAAAGUGCAGCGCGAAGCCCACGCGCGAAGUUACGUUACUGGCCUGGCAGUGACUCCGCCAGUUCCGGCCAGUUCCCGGAGUGUCCU